Messenger RNA from Ipomoea triloba (trilobed morning glory), 1550 nucleotides. Its product is annotated as calreticulin-like. NCBI's taxonomy places the organism in Eukaryota, Viridiplantae, Streptophyta, Magnoliopsida, Solanales, Convolvulaceae. The transcript is spliced from 14 exons. Gene Ontology annotation, molecular function: calcium ion binding. Gene Ontology annotation, cellular component: endoplasmic reticulum membrane; endoplasmic reticulum. The coding region runs from base 50 to 1297 and encodes 415 amino acids. The record is from RefSeq and is a predicted model, not a curated record. Gene Ontology annotation, biological process: protein folding.
CAUCAAUCAGUCUUCGGUUUCAGUGUGUCUCUAUCAGAGUAACGCUACAAUGGCUGCGUUGAGAAGGUUAAACCCUAGAUUUAUCGCUCUAGCCAUUCAGCUUUGUCUCCUCGUUGCUCUCGUCUCCGCCGAAGUUAUCUUCGAAGAGCGUUUUGAUGAUGGGUGGGAAAAUCGCUGGGUCAAGUCUGACUGGAAGAGAGAUGAGAAUAUGGCUGGAGAGUGGAAUUAUACCUCUGGUAAAUGGAAUGGAGAUCCAAAUGACAAAGGUAUUCAGACUAGUGAAGACUACAGGUUUUAUGCCAUUUCAGCUCAGUUUCCUGAGUUCAACAACAAGGGCAAGACCCUAGUUUUCCAAUUUUCAGUUAAGAAUGAGCAAAAGCUUGACUGUGGUGGUGGAUACAUGAAAUUGCUCAGUGGUGAUAUAGAUCAAAAGAAAUUUGGGGGUGAAACCCCAUACAGUAUUAUGUUUGGACCAGACAUCUGUGGCUACAACACAAAAAAGGUCCAUGCUAUUAUUACUUAUAAUGGGACAAACCACUUGAUUAAGAAGAAUGUCCCAUGUGAGACUGACCAACUGACUCAUGUCUAUACCUUCAUCAUCCGCCCCGAUGCUACAUAUAGUAUUCUCAUUGACAAUGAGGAGAAGCAGACAGGUAGCUUGUACAAGGAUUGGAGUCUGCUCCCACCAAAGAAAAUUAAGGAUCCAGAAGCCAAGAAACCUGCAGAUUGGGAUGAGAAUGAAUACAUAGAUGACCCUGAAGAUAAGAAGCCAGAGGGGUAUGAUGACAUCCCCAAGGAGAUUCCUGAUUCUGAUGCUAAGAAGCCUGAGGACUGGGAUGAUGAGGAGGAUGGUGAGUGGACAGCCCCAACCAUUGCUAACCCUGAGUACAAGGGGCCGUGGACGCCAAAGAAAAUUGAGAACCCCAACUACAAGGGAAAGUGGAAGGCACCUAUGAUUGAUAACCCAGACUUCAAAGAUGACCCGGAUCUCUAUGUUUUCCCAAAUUUGAAGUAUGUGGGCAUUGAAUUGUGGCAGGUGAAAUCUGGAACUUUGUUUGACAAUGUUUUGGUAUGUGAUGAUCCUGAGUAUGCAAAGAAGCUGGUUGAAGAGACAUGGAGCAAGAAUAAGGAUGCUGAGAAGGCUGCAUUUGAGGAGGAUGAAAAGAAGAUGGCCGAUGAGGAAUCCAAGGAUGAUCAAGUUGAAUCUGAUGCCGAGGAUGAAGAUGAUGAUGCCGAUGAAGAUGAUGAUGCCAAUGCAAAAUCAGAUUCCAAAGAAGAUGUACAUGAUGAACUCUGAUCGCCAAGGUUGAUGUAAUCACAAUGAGCUUCCUUCACUCUUUGGCAGUUGCACUUAUAAAUUUCUACUUUAGAUUUUUUACGGUAGCUUCGGUUUUAGACACACUUUGAGGCUGUGCAUGAAGGCUGUGGUUUAUUAAUGUGGACUAGAGUUACAGAAUUAUCUGUUAAAUAUUUCGUGAAGCUGCCUGGGGAUUUUUUUAAUGCUCAUGGUUUAUGAAUGAAACGUAGUCUUUAAUGCUCUAAACAAAUUA